Messenger RNA from Conger conger (European conger), 2491 nucleotides. Its product is annotated as retinoic acid receptor RXR-beta-A-like. The annotation marks the transcript as partial. Gene Ontology annotation, cellular component: nucleus; RNA polymerase II transcription regulator complex. Gene Ontology annotation, biological process: cell differentiation; positive regulation of transcription by RNA polymerase II; retinoic acid receptor signaling pathway. The transcript is spliced from 4 exons. Gene Ontology annotation, molecular function: nuclear receptor activity; retinoic acid-responsive element binding; zinc ion binding. NCBI's taxonomy places the organism in Eukaryota, Metazoa, Chordata, Actinopteri, Anguilliformes, Congridae. The record is from RefSeq and is a predicted model, not a curated record.
UGUAAUGACAUUGUAAUAACACACUGUGAUUGGAUACACAGGGAGAGUGCGCACAAUGCUGAGGUUGGGGCCAUAUUUGACAGGGUGCUGACGGAGCUCGUCAGUAAGAUGAGAGACAUGCAGAUGGAUAAGACGGAGCUGGGGUGCCUGAGAGCCAUCAUCCUCUUCAACCCAGACGCCAAAGGACUGUCCAGCCCCAGUGAGGUGGAGCUGCUGAGGGAGAAAGUGUACGCUUCCCUGGAGGCCUACUGUAAGCAGAGAUACCCCGACCAGCAGGGCAGGUUUGCCAAGCUCCUCCUCCGGCUCCCAGCCCUGCGCUCCAUUGGCCUGAAGUGUCUGGAGCACCUGUUCUUCUUCAAGCUGAUUGGCGACACCCCCAUCGACACCUUCCUGAUGGAGAUGCUGGAGGCUCCGCACCAGCUGACGUAGACGGAGUAGGAAGAGCCAGUCUUCGCCAAAAGGCGGGGCGCACCGUCGAGGACCCCCCCCAACACCCACCCUCUCGCCCGGCCCUGGAGCCACACCGUGUUUCGGGUUCCUGGCCUGCCCUGUGCUUUUACUUUUGUUUUCCUCUCUUCUGUUGAAGUAUUAAUAUUUGUCGAAGACGUCCGUGCUGUCAGAAAUACCAGCUUUCUUUUUCUUCCUUUUACUUAAAUGUUUGCGUCGGGGAUUCAGAGAAGAACGUGCUGUUAGUUUUUUUUUUUUUGUUUGUUUGUUUGUUUCCUGUUUUUUUUUAUUUUUUGGGCUGCAAACCAGCCUCCUCGCGAGUUCAGUGAGCCUCCCCUUCCCGCCACCUCGACGAGGUAAUGAGUGGCUUCCCCAAAGUCGCGGCAGUACCUCAGUUUUACCACUAGACGGCGGAAAAGGCACCGAUACCCGGGGCCCUGCCGGCAGAGCUGCACCUUGUCCUGACGUCGUCAGUUACUUGUGUGACGAUGUAGCCUUCGAUAUCUGGACUUCGUCUUCCUGUCGGAAGGGCUUGGUGGAACGUGAAAAAGAUUUUGCCCUCCUAAUCAGUGCACGUCGCCAGGACUGUGUGUAGAUGCGGGCCACCGACCACCAGGGGGCAGAUCUGUGCGCUGUGAGGCGCUCGCACACCAGCCACUCAUACCCACGAUGCAGCAAGGGUGCUGUUCCCUGAUUGGCUCAUGAGCAUGGAGAGUGUUCCUCUCCACCCCCCCCCCCCCAAACCCCACCGGAUUGGCAUCGCAGAGCAACUGGACAUCCUUCCAUUUAAAAAAAUGAAAAUAAAAAAGAUUUUUACCCAAUCGCAGCCUUGGGCGCUGUGAGCGGUAAUUCUAUGCUGUGCUCAUGAAAUGAGUGAAGAUUUUUAUUUUUUAUUUUUAAGAGGCCUGCUGCAAUUCACUGAACGCAAGGGGGGGAGAGUUGGACGUUUUUCUGGGGGGUGGUGUGUGGUGCUACAGGGAGGGGAAGAAUUUACCGCAUAAUCCCAUGGCCUGGACUUCAUUUCCCAUCAUCCCCUUCAACAAAAAGAAGAUAAAUAUCAUUUUUUUUUAAAUGAAGGGCUUGCUCCCCCUUGCUCCCUCCAUGAUUUUAAAGACAUGACGGCUGUUACGAGCCCCCCCACCCCCCCUACCCCCCACCCCCCACCCCCCUCUGCUCCUCAGCUUCAAACCCUUGACUAGACGACCCCCCCCCCCCCCCCCCCCAGGGGAAUGAGGCGCGCACACCCUGGCCUCCUGGGGGGGGGAUUUCGGUUGUGGAAGGGGAACAGGGACCGGGUGAAGUGAGGAACAGGAGUUCUGGGACGCAGGUCACAGGGAAGGCCUCGCUGUGGAGAGCUGGGGGGGGGAGAUUUGGAGCGUGUACCUACACUCAUAUGUGCUCUUCCUCCAACACAGGAACGCUGGUCUAUGCAUAUAGUAAAACACGCAGGUGCACACGCACAAGCGCACAAACACACACAUGCACAAACGGGCACACGCACACCGGUGCACAUGUGCAGAAACAGACACGCACAUGCAGAAACGGGCACACACACACACACACACACAGGUGCACACAGACACGCACGUACAUGCAGAAACGCACAGACAUGCAUGCACAAGCGCGCAGACGCACAAACGCGCGCGCACACACGCACAUGUACAAACACGCAGACACGCACAUGCACAAACACGCAGACAUGCGCACACACGCGAAGGGAUAUUCAGACACAUGCGCGCGCGCACAAACGCAUGCACUCACGCAUACGCAUGUGCACGCACACACAAUGAUUAUGCAACCACACAGGUGUGUGACACUGAAGCUGAGGCGUAGGUAUGUAGGUGUGUCAUUCUAGUUUAGCUUUUCCCCUUCCCACUGAAGGACUCUUCAUCGAGGGGUCGGUCGUCACACAUUAGCCAUGGGGAAGCGAACACUCCCAUAUGUAAGCUAUACAUAGAAAAUACUGGGUGCUUUACUGGAGAGAUGUACAUUGUAUGGGUACAUACUAAAACAAAAACAGAAUAAAAUGUAAUGGAUCAACGUA